AGAUCGCGAAGUUUCCAAAAGCGCGGGCAACAUCCGGGCACCUGGGGCCCUCGAGCUGAGGCGCGCAGAGUGACUGACUUUUUUAGGGAUUGCAGUCAUGCUGAAGUGCGGGAUGAGCGGCAGUCAGGUGAAAGUAUUUGGGAAAGCGAUCCAAGCACUCUCACGAAUUAGUGAUGAGCUGUGGCUAGACCCUUCUGAAAAAGGUCUUGCUUUAAGAUCUGUGAAUUCUUGCCGGUCAGCAUAUGGAUGUGUCCUCUUCUCGCCUGUGUUUUUUCAACAUUAUCAAUGGUCAACCUCAGUGAAAAUGAAUGAUAGUGACAGAGUAUCUAAUUUAAAUUGCAAAUUGGGAAUGAAGUCAAUUCUGCCUAUCUUUAGAUGUCUGAAUUCCCUCGAAAGAAAUGUAGAGAAGUGCAAAAUAUUUACCAGAUCUGAUAAGUGCAAAGUAGUUAUUCAAUUCUUCUGCAGACAUGGUAUUAAAAGGAUUCAUAAUUUGUGUUUUCAAGAAAGUCAGCCUUUGCAAGUUAUUUUUGAAAAGAAUAUGUGUUCUAAUACACUAGUGAUUCAACCAAGAGUGCUUGCUGAGGCAACUGUUCUUUUUACCUCGAGUCAAGAGGAAGUUACUCUUGCUGUUACUCCACUGAACGUUUGCAUUAAGAGUUUUAAUGAGGAAUCAAUGGAUUUGACCAAUUCUGUAUACAGUGAGAUGUUUGUUGGGUCAGAUGAGUUUGACUUCUAUCAAAUUGGAGUCAACACUGAAAUAACAUUUUGCUUCAAAGAACUGAAGGGAAUGCUGACAUUUUCAGAAGCUACACAUGCUCCUAUAGCCAUUCAUUUUGAUUUUCCUGGGAAACCCAUGGCUUUAAGUAUUGAUGAUAUGCUAUUGGAAGCCAACUUUAUUUUGGCUACAUUAGCUGAUGAGCCAAGUAGAGCAUCUUCUCCACAAUCACUGUGUCUUUCACAAAAACGAAAAAGGUCAGAGCUGAUACAUUCAAAUUCAGAGGCUGGUAAAAAUGUAACCAGCAAGGACGCAGAGUAUAUCUCGAGAAAAGCAGUACCCAAAAGGCUUUAUUCUGAGACUCGCACGAACGUCUCUUCAUUGGAAAACUGUGGCAGCCCUUUAACGGAAAGAGCGAACGGAGACAUUAGUGAAGUACCAGAAAGCAGUGUCAGUGACACGGAGGAAGUGCCAGGAUCUUCACAUCUCAGGAAGUUUUCUUGCAUGUUCUUUGGAGCAGUUUCUUCUGACCAACAAGAACACUUCAACCACCCUUUCCACAGUCUGGCAACAGCAAGUGACAGUGAAGAGGAUGUGAAUAAUGGCAGUUUUUCCACAUUCUAACACUUAAUGACGGCUGAGCUGGCCCCCCACCCAUUUACUGGCUCACUUGCACCUCAAGCAC
Messenger RNA from Lipotes vexillifer (Yangtze River dolphin), 1400 nucleotides. It is a transcript of the gene RAD9B, whose product is annotated as RAD9 checkpoint clamp component B. The record is from RefSeq and is a predicted model, not a curated record. The coding region runs from base 98 to 1339 and encodes 413 amino acids. Gene Ontology annotation, biological process: DNA repair; cellular response to ionizing radiation; DNA replication checkpoint signaling. Gene Ontology annotation, cellular component: checkpoint clamp complex. Lineage: Eukaryota; Metazoa; Chordata; Mammalia; Artiodactyla; Lipotidae. The transcript is spliced from 11 exons.